GUGCCCACAAUCAAUAGACACCGGGUCAGUAAAAUAAUCCAGACAGAUGGAACAAGAAACUUCUUUUUGCAAACACUCCACAGGAUCAGGGGCUGCCAUGGCUGACUGCAAGGGGGAAAUGAAAAGGAUCUGUUGCCUGCAGACUGCCCUGCAGAAGGUCUCUGGGAUGAAGCUUCUUGUCCCAUCUGCCUGCAGUAUUUCCAAGAGCCGGUACCGGUCUAUCCACUGCGGGCACAACUUCUUCCAGGCCUGCAUCAGCCAGUGCUGAGGGGAAAUAAGUACAAACUUUUCCUUCCCCCAGUGCAGAGAAACUGCCCAGCAGAGAAACCUGCAGCCCAGGAGGGGAUCGAGUCUGUGAGAGACACCAGGAGGCCCUGAAACUCUUCUUAGAUGUGGAUCAAACCCCGAUCCGUGUGGUGUGUGAUAGAUCCAAGGCUCUGAGCCAGAUCUCACAUGGUGGUUCCCAUAGAGGAGGCUGCCCAGGAGGACAAGCAAUCAGCAAUAUGGGAGCAGAGUUGGAGGCCAGUGCUACAUACGGAGGCCUGGACCCAGCUUGUGUUCCUAAGAUGAACUGGCUCUCCUCUGUGACCUGCUGUUCUCCCCCAGUUCCUGCACCAUCCAUGGCCUGGCCUGAACAAUUCCAGACCCGACUGCAGGCUCUGAAGGAAGAGAGAGAAAAGCUCCUGGGAUGGAAACUGACUGGAGAGAGGAGAAGCCCAGAGUACCUGUGUAGAGAGCUCACCUGCCCAGCUGAGCGUGCGGGGUCCACUCUCCAAACGCUCUCCUGCCUGGAGUAGGCAGGAGGUGUUGGAUCUCCUUGGCCUGAGGGGAGAAGAGGGUGUGCAGUCAGAGCUCCAAUCCAGCUGUAGAAAUGCAGAUGUCUAUGAGAAGAUCUCUCAGGGCAUGGUGGAGAAGGGCUAUCAGAGGGACCCAUGGCAGUGUCGCGUGAAAGCCAAGGCGCUGCAGCUCGCGUACCAGAAGGCAAGGGAGACGAACGGUUGCUUUGGUGCAGCACUGCCGACGUGCACCUUUUACAAAGAGCUGCCUGCCAGCCUCUGCGACGACCCCACCCCCAAGAGCCGCCUGGAGUCCUCGGAGGAGUCUGAGUCCCAGGGCACUGCAGGCAACAGUGAGGCGGAGCUGCUGGUCGAGGAAGAGGAGGAGACGAAUGGGAGACAGGUGAGCGGGGGAUCCGUUGUCCCAGGGAGCCAGGAGCUGUGUGUAACCCUGGAACAGUCCAGCCAGUCGCAGCACUGCAGCAUGGCUGACUGUGAUGCUGGGGAGGGUACCUCUGCUGGGAGCGCGACCUGGGGCUCUCCCUCCACACCAGCAGAGAGGCUCUUCCAGAUAAGACGAAGGCCAAAGAGAACACGUGAGGACACGCCGAAUGAGAGAAUGAACGCCCCUGGGAGGGCAGACACCGAGCCGAGGACUGCUGUCUCGGAAAAAACGGACGUUCUGCACAGGGUGCAAGCCAAGAAGACUGAGCGUGGCAUGCAGCAGGAGGUGCUGGGGAUUCUCCAGGAACAAACAGACAUUUUGAGGCGCCUUCUUGACCUUCAGGAGAGAUGCUUUAAGUCUCGACUCCCACUUCAGCCCCUCAAGAACAACACUCUAACUUCACCCUACUUCCCGCCCCCCCAUGCACACAUUCCACUUGGCGUAGCGGCCCAAUGCAGAAUCCCUUCCUCUCAAUCCCCAGGGAGGGUGCACGAAAUCCCAGCUGCCCAUUCACUGAUGUGUGACAGGCCGGGUCCAUGCACUUUUAAACAGAAGGUGAAUGUGCAUUCCCCCUCCCAGUUGUAUAUUUCCCUGGGGUUUCCAAGGUUUACCUCCAUGGCAUGUAUUUCUGUUUCUGUGUGCAAUAAAAGUCCAUUUCUCGAAAACGAAACCAUCUUUAUGACUUCAAAGUGAAGGGGGAGGGAAACUGAGGCACUCAAGGGGGGUGAACAAGGUCACACAGAGCCGGGCCUGUAGAUAAAACCCAGGAGUCCUGGCUCCUUUCCCUUUCUUGCUCUAAGCAUUAGCCCAUACUCCUCAUGCUCACGGCAGCCAGUGGAGUAGCCCCUGUAAGGUAUGUAUUCUAGGGUCUCAGCCCAUUCUCCGGGCAUUGUUCCCCCCCUCACUGGCAGUGCC
Dermochelys coriacea (leatherback sea turtle) is the source of this 2136-nucleotide messenger RNA. RefSeq lists its product as uncharacterized. The coding region runs from base 904 to 1914 and encodes 336 amino acids. The record is from RefSeq and is a predicted model, not a curated record. The transcript has 6 exons. NCBI's taxonomy places the organism in Eukaryota, Metazoa, Chordata, Testudines, Dermochelyidae.